AUGAACAUGUAUCAUAUUCACCAUGAUACAAAAUUUAGACUUUAUGCUUAUAGUGUAACAUGAUUUAUCCUUUUAUGUUCUUUUACUCUAUUCCUUUUUCCGACGUUUUUUUGAUUAAAAAAUUGCAAAAUCUCUAAUUCAGAUCCACGUGUUUAGAUGCGAUGCACGAUACCGAUGACAAAGAGUAGGGCUUAAUCAGUUAGUCGAUAGGCAAAUUGGCUUACAGGCUAAGCGACAGGGUGGUUUGUGAACAGCGAGAAAGAAAGCAAUGUUACCAGUGUGUUGUGUAUUCGUGCAGCAAACCUGUCGCACUGAUUGCGGAAUAAAAUCCGACACAUCAUACCUGGAGUUUCUUUGAAAUUUCUGUACAUUGUGAUUUAAAGUUGCAAAACAAUUUUCUCUCGCGUUGAAAGAUAUCGCGCUAACAAACUAUCGGCAAUUCUCUCACGUAAAUUCUACUCACGUACCUUAAAUGAAAACUGACAAGGAAUAAGAAACGACUGUGAAAAGGCGGGUGCGUCUGUGUAUGACUUUUGAUGAAAAAGGUUUAUCUAGGUCGCAAUCGAUGAUCAAUAUUGAUAAUGUAAUUCACCAAGGUUCUUAACAUCGAUCUACAUCAAUGGCUUCGUUCGUGAAACGCUGCGUUCAGAUGUAAUUCAGAUGCUCGUUGAUCCACGAGGGACCGGAAGUGAUCGAGGUCCGGCGGAAAAAAAUUUUCGAACGAGCGACUAACAGUUUCCGUUCAAUCUUCGCUGAGAGCAUUCGCCGGAUUUACGAACGAUAGAAUGUGCAGCUGAUCGGAAUGACGAGGCACUCUCUGGUGAUCAUAUGCUGCUUGUACUUGUACACCCUGUUUGACAUGGCCGCUCUGCAUUUUCCGGAGCUUGACUUUGAUGAGUACGGAAAAAAGGAGGCCUCUUUGUCGUUGAAGGACAUCCUACCUUUAAAUCCGAAGCAAUAUGAUAAGCACAGAGCACCCAAGUUCCUCGGGCAACCCACUGUCGUUUAUUUUCACGUAACAGUGCUCAGUCUGGACUCGAUAAAUGAGGAAUCGAUGACAUACGUGGCCGACAUAUUUCUCGCUCAGAGCUGGCGGGAUCCUAGGUUGCGGCUGCCGGAGAACAUGUCCGAGGAUUACCGGAUACUUGACGUGGAUUGGCUGCACAACAUCUGGAGGCCCGACUGCUUUUUCAAGAAUGCGAAAAAAGUCACUUUUCACGAAAUGUCGAUACCGAAUCACUAUCUCUGGCUGUAUCACGAUAAAACGCUGCUUUACAUGUCCAAGUUGACCCUGGUGCUCUCCUGCGCGAUGAAGUUCGAGUCCUAUCCUCAUGACACUCAGAUUUGCUCGAUGAUGAUCGAGAGCCUUUCGCACACGACUCAGGAUCUGGUAUUCUUGUGGAACAUGACGGAUCCCCUCGUCGUUAAUCCGGAAAUCGAGCUGCCGCAACUCGACAUAUCGAACAACUACACGACCGACUGCACGAUUGAAUACUCCACCGGAAACUUCACGUGCAUACAGAUUGUCUUCAAUCUGCGCCGGAGACUCGGUUAUCACCUGUUCCACACGUACAUCCCGUCCGCUCUGAUCGUCGUCAUGUCCUGGAUCGCCUUCUGGAUCAAGCCGGAAGCCAUCCCGGCGCGGGUCACCCUUGGCGUGACGUCACUGUUGACCCUCGCUACUCAAAACACGCAAUCUCAGCAAUCUUUGCCGCCAGUCUCGUACGUGAAGGCGAUCGACGUGUGGAUGUCUUCGUGCAGUGUGUUCGUUUUCCUGUCCCUUAUGGAAUUCGCAGUGGUGAACAACUAUAUGGGGCCCAUCGCCACGAAGGCCAUGAAGGGCUAUUCGGACGAGGAUCUUCGAGAGGCGAUCGACGACUUCAAGACGCCGAUGAGACCAGAUGCUGAGAGAAGCAGGAGUCCAACGAGGACACCGACGGUUCAGUAUGAGCAAUGCUGCCAAGGACGAGCCACCGCCAUUUACAUCGACAAGAUUUCCAGAUUCUUCUUCCCCUUCUCGUUCUUCAUCCUCAACGUCGUUUAUUGGAGCACCCUUCCUAUAAUACAAGUCGGCGAGACGCAUGCCCAACUGGGAGAAAGCCGAAUGUACUUUUAUAAACAUUGAAUUUGAGAAAGGAUACCGUAAGAGACGUAGCAAUAAAUUUGUCGAAAUACGAGGCUGGCUAACGGAAAUUGUAUCCUCUUAAGUAUGUAUCAUGUAGGAUAAAGUACGGCACAAUAAAGGAAUUUAGUGGAAUAAAAUCCUCAUGUUUAUUGAGAGUAUCUUCGCAUGAAAGAUACAAUCUUAGUCAAAAGUAUGGAAAAUCUUUUAACAAAUUGCGAGAAAUCAAAUUGAAAUUUGUAUU
Linepithema humile (Argentine ant) is the source of this 2366-nucleotide messenger RNA. It is a transcript of the gene HisCl1, whose product is annotated as Histamine-gated chloride channel subunit 1. The record is from RefSeq and is a predicted model, not a curated record. Gene Ontology annotation, molecular function: excitatory extracellular ligand-gated monoatomic ion channel activity; chloride channel activity; transmembrane signaling receptor activity. Gene Ontology annotation, biological process: chloride transmembrane transport; regulation of membrane potential; nervous system process. Gene Ontology annotation, cellular component: neuron projection; synapse; plasma membrane. Lineage: Eukaryota; Metazoa; Arthropoda; Insecta; Hymenoptera; Formicidae.